GCCGUUAUGGGGCCGGCUCCUGAAAGAGCCCCGGUUCGCGGCACUCCCGGGGAACUCGAGAUAACAGACCCCAUUAUGGAAGACAUGGAGUCACAGGAAAACAAGGAUACCCCUCCUGCCAAGAAGCAUCGGAAAGGGGCUCAGGAUGGGGGAUUCCUGCUACCUGUUGAGCUGAGUCAAGCCCAGCUAUACAAGGAACCUACAAAUGAAGAGCUGAGCCAGAUGAAAGAGACAGAAAACCUUUUCCACUCCAACCUUCUCCGAAUGCAGAUGGAGGAGCUAUUAAAGGAGGUAAAGCUGAAGGAGAAGAAGCAACAGCGGAUUGAUACCUUCUUGCGUGAGAUUAAACAACGAAUUCUUAGUGUCCCUUCAACCAAAGUGACUGACAUGACAGACCAGUCAUGGCUGCCUAAAGGUGUAAGAGUACCCUUCAUCCAGAAGCCUUUUGCUGUGAAAGGUCGCUUCCACUUCUUACCUCCCACUCAGGUCACUGUAGUGGGCAGCUACCUGCUAGGAACAUGUGUCCGACCAGAGGUCAAUGUUGAUGUGGUGUUGACUAUGCCAAAGGAAAUCCUACAAGACAAAGAUGGGCUAAAUCAGCGCUACCUAAGAAAGCGUGCCCUAUACUUAGCUUAUCUGGGCCACCACUUGUCUCGGGAUCCACUUUUCAGUAGUGUCCGUUUCUCCUACAUAAAUGGUUGUCACCUGAAGCCCCUGUUGCUGCUCUGUCCUGCAGGAAAGGAUGAGAGACUAGUCACUGUGCGCUUAUACCCCUGUCCACCGCCUGAGUUCUUCCGCUUAUGCCGCCUGCUGCCUUCCAAGAACAAUGUCCGUACCACCUGGUUUUGGGACAAGUCUCCCCCAGAGGAGGGUGUCCUGGAUCCUCCCACCCCUCACUACAACACCUUGCUCCUUUUUGAUGAAGUUUUGGAAUCUCACCUUCACCUUUUAUCAGCCAUACUUACCUCUUCCCCUGGCCUUCGGGAUGGCAUUAUUUUGCUCAAAGUCUGGCUUCGGCAGCGGGAUCUGGACAAGGGCACUGGAGGCUUCAGUGGCUUUAUCAUUUCCAUGCUGGUAGCCUUCUUGGUCUCUACUCGAAAAAUCAGCAAGUCUAUGAGUGGCUAUCAAGUGCUGAGGAAUGUUCUGCAGUUCCUAGCUGCCACAGAUCUGACAGUCAAUGGCAUCAGCUUGUGUCGAAGUUCGGAUCCGUCUCUGCCAGCAGUUGCUGACUUUCAUCAGGCCUUCUCUGUGGUUUUCUUGGAUGCUUCAGGCCACCUUAAUCUCUGUGCUGAUGUCACAGUUCCCACAUAUCAGCAGGUACAACAUGAAGCCCAGUUGUCUAUGACUGUGCUGGAUGACAAGACUGCAGAUGGGUUUCAGAUGCUGCUUAUGACACCCAAAUCUAUGAUUCGAACCUUUGACCAUGUUCUCCAUAUAUAUCCCCUGAGCUGUCUGGAUACUGCCUGCCGAAGGCUGAAGCUGUGGUCAGAAUUGCAGGACCAUGGAGGGGACUAUGUAACUGCCAUACUUCCUACCUUGACAGCACUCCUGGAACGGGGCCUGGGCUCCCGUCUGACUUUGUUGGCCCAUUCAAGGACCCCUGUGCCCCAGUGGAAGAUCAACCAAAACCCUCCAAAGCACAAGGACCAGGGGGCCCUGUCAUUGGGAUUGCUACUCCGGCCAGAGGGACUAGUCAGUAUUCUAGAGAUGGGACCUGAAGCUGAUCAUCCAGAGGCUUCUGAUUUCCGCCAGUUUUGGGGCUCACGAUCAGAGCUUCGGCGUUUCCAGGAUGGGUCAAUUCGGGAGGCUGUUCUUUGGAAGGCUGAAUCUAUGGCUGAGAAGCGCCUCCUGCCCCACCAGGUGAUCACUCACCUCCUAAAACUUCAUGCAGGUAUACCUGAGUCCUGCAUCCAUUACAUGGGGGGCUGUCUAGAUCCACUGAUCAGAGCCCCCAAAGAGGCUGCCAGUGUGCAGGGGCGGAUGGUGGUGUCACAGAAUGGGGAUCUGAUGACAGUGCCCAAUGUGGAGGCCAUUUUGGAGGAUUUUGCUGUCCUGGGCAAAGGUCUGGUACAAACCGUGGAGGCCCGGAGUGAGAAGUGGAUCGUGUGACCUUGAACUCCAAAUGGACUCUGCCACAGAGGGAAGGAUGGAGGAAAAUCACUCACCUCCCCUAAGACCAAUGCACUAGCUUCAGUUGCACUCUUUCAUCUUGGAGAAAAGCCCCAGUUGUUCCCUGAAGACUUUGGUGCUUGGUUCUCAGUUUGGCCUCCUGCAAUCCAGUAAUGACUCUGCUCAGAUCUUGGCACUGACUGAGGCUUCAGGGAACAUUCUGAGGCAGGAGCAAGAACAGCAGUUCUUCACCUAAGGAUCUUGAACAUGAACCUUUUUUUAUUUUUAUUUUCUUAACUAUUUCAAUGUAAUUGAUUUCCUUUGAAAUUCUUGGUAUUCUGUCUUAAAAACAUUCAAAGCUUCACCAGACUGUCUAAGGGGUCUAUGACACAGAAGAAGUUACCGGCCCUUGACUUAAAGAAGAGAUCCAGACCUUAGUUCCAGCUGUGACAGUGGACCCUAGGAGAAACCAUGGUCCUGGAGUCAGAGGACCUGUGUUCAUAUUCUGCCUUUGACUAUGUGACCUUGGGCAAGUGGCAUAACCUCACUGAGCCUUGGUUUCCCUGACUAUAAACUGAUAGAUGUUGGGUUUCCUGACCACCCAGGUCUCUUCCAGGAGUUCUCUUUCAGGCAAUGAGACCCCCUCCUCAAGUCAUUUCCACUGGAGGAGCAUGGUUUGGGAGGCCCUGAGUUCUCUCACUUUGAAUAUGAUUAGUGAGUCCAUGUCUUCCAUUCCUCCUUCCUUUUAUCACAGACCCUGUCCACUUGCCUCUUAUCUCUCCUGGAUGUCAGAGACUUUACUCUUUUGGUUCUAGCAUCACAAGAUGCCUGAAGCCUUCACGCUCAUUAGAGUUGCCUUUCUGGAACUUUCCCCAGGCCUUGUAUGUUUUCUUAGGUCUGGAACCAGACCUGUUCUCAGUCCUGGAACCUGACAUCUCUUGACUCCACUUGGAAGCUCCUGAGCUAUUGUGGAUUGGGGGGAUUGAGAGAGUAAGAUGGAUGGCCCUCACCCUUGGGGAGCCCACUGACAUUUGGGAGGGAGGGAGAUUUAAUAGCUCACAUUGUGACAUUUCUAUCAUUACCAAAUACAUCUUUUUCCUUCCCUUCCCUUCC
Gracilinanus agilis (Agile Gracile Mouse Opossum) is the source of this 3222-nucleotide messenger RNA. It is a transcript of the gene NOL6, whose product is annotated as nucleolar protein 6. Gene Ontology annotation, biological process: rRNA processing; tRNA export from nucleus. The transcript is spliced from 16 exons. Gene Ontology annotation, cellular component: CURI complex; small-subunit processome; UTP-C complex. The record is from RefSeq and is a predicted model, not a curated record. NCBI's taxonomy places the organism in Eukaryota, Metazoa, Chordata, Mammalia, Didelphimorphia, Didelphidae. Bases 7 to 2109 code for a protein of 700 amino acids.